Messenger RNA from Pundamilia nyererei, 886 nucleotides. Its product is annotated as protein FAM150B-like. Gene Ontology annotation, biological process: positive regulation of ERK5 cascade; positive regulation of ERK1 and ERK2 cascade. Lineage: Eukaryota; Metazoa; Chordata; Actinopteri; Cichliformes; Cichlidae. The coding region runs from base 500 to 886 and encodes 128 amino acids. The record is from RefSeq and is a predicted model, not a curated record. The transcript has 5 exons. Gene Ontology annotation, molecular function: receptor tyrosine kinase binding; receptor signaling protein tyrosine kinase activator activity.
UGUGGAGAGUAGAAGACACGGUGGAUUAUUUCCACAGAGGAAAGAGCGCGUGGCACAGAGCCGAUCCCACUGGUCGACAGAGGAGCGGAGGUCAGCAAGUGUCCCGGGCUGCAGGUGCUUCGUGCCAAACGCUUCCAGAGUCUGUCCGAGUCUCAAGAAUUCUUCUCUUCGGUCCGCAAAGCAGAGGAAUGACCCCGUCCAGCUGUCUGCCAGCUGCUGCUGCUGCGAACAGGACCAGAUGAGGAUGAGGAGGAAGGGGCUCCCUCAGCUCCACGCGCUCAGUCAAAGUUCAGCGCUUUUCUAAGAUGCCACCGGCCUCUGGAGCUCGGCACGCGGUUCGGCUCGAAACUAACCCGGGAUAAUAAAACACGCACAAAGAGACAAGAAAACACACCAGAAAGCAGAAGUUUAGUAAUUAUCCGGCGGGAGGAGCCCGGGAGGGAGAGCCCGGGAUCAAAGAGCGCUCCGAGAGCUGCGCAGGGAAGACAGGUCCGUGGUGAUGCUGCUCGCGCGGCUCACGCUCCUGUCCGCCCUCCUCCUCCUGCUGCUGCUCACCGAGGCGGCCCUUCGCCGAGGUUCCGGCACGCAGACGGACAGCCGCAGCAUGGUGGAGCUGAUCGGCCGGUACCCGAGGACGAGGACGGAGACGCCCGGGGGAGUACAGCAUGGGUCGCAGCACGGACUGGAGGCUCAUCCCAAAGACCCACACAGCAAGCAAAAUUUCAUCAUACACCUGACAGGUCCUCUAUACUUCAGCCCAAAGUGCCGAAAACAGUUCCACCGACUGUACCACAAAACCAGGGACUGCACAGAGCCAGCCUACUAUAAAAGAUGUGCUCGUCUCCUGAUUCAACUGGCCAAGAGCCCUCGCUGUUCAGAGAGAUAA